Molecule: messenger RNA, 1102 nt
Organism: Rhizophagus irregularis DAOM 181602=DAOM 197198
Lineage: Eukaryota; Fungi; Glomeromycota; Glomeromycetes; Glomerales; Glomeraceae
Source: RefSeq, a predicted model, not a curated record
AAGAAAAAUAUAUCACUAAUGAAGUGUGUUUUACUGAUACGUAAUUUUUGAUGUCGUUAUGUAUAUAAAUUAUAAUUUGUUUUUUCUAGAUUGAGAUAGCUUCUCAUCACUUUCUCAUGAUAGUUAGAUAACAUAAGAAUAUGGGUUAUCAAUUGCAGAGAAAAAUAACAGGGGGAAUAACGUGGAAAGGAUGUGAUUGGACAACUGCGGAGGAGAAUAUGAGUAAUAAUGAUUGUAUUAUGGCUAAUACAUUGCAGUCGAAAUGUAUUUACAUAAGAGAAACUAUUAUGGCGUUUAUGGAUGUCAAAAGAUUAUGUAUCAAGGAAAUGGAAAACAGACUAAAAAAACGGGUUAAUAUUGGAUGCAACGUAACUAAUGGCAAAUCAACCAGUCCUCUUAUUCUCGUUUCAUAUGAAGUUCUUGAACGAGGUUUUUUUAAGGAAAUUCAUAUGCGGAAGAUUUUCAAUUCACAUAGAGUUUUCGAAGAAAUCAAGAAAAAAAAUGAUGAUACCAUUUCUGGUAUUGAGGCCGAUGACUUAAAGCUAUGGAAAGUAGAAAUCGACAAUGAUGAAGGAAGAGAAUUUUCAAGUCUUAGUCUGGCAAACAAAAAUGCAAAGAAGCUUGAAGUAACCAAACUUAUUAGUGAGUACUGGGAGGAACAACCUGAGAGAGAACGCACUCACGUUAUUGUCGAUUCGCCAUUAUUGAUCAAAAAUUGGGAGAAUCGACAGUUGAUCGAACAAAUGGAAAAUUUGAGUCUUAAUAACGGAAGUGUUAUCAAAAUAGGAGAUGAGUUAAGAAUAAACAGAUCUUAUUCAAGUAUUGUAGAUGGUAAAAAAGAUUCGGUGCCGGUUUAUAUUGGAUGCAAAAUAACUGAAAUCAUUGAUGGUAAAUUAACCGUGGUUCUCAUUGUUUAUGAUGAGGAACAAAAAGUAAUUUUUUCCUUAAAUACGCUGGAAGAAUGGUUGUUUGUUAAAUUCGGUCUAGAUAAGGAGUAUAGACCUAAGGAUUAUCAUGAUUGUAACGAGAAAAUCAAGAUUAAACGUGAAGGGGAAUGGAUCGGGAGUUAGUAUUAGGAAAACUUAUAAGAAAAUAAAAGAUA